AUGGGUCUUAUGCUUCCUCUCAGAAUCGUCCAGGGUUCUCUGGCAUUGGUCAUUCUGGCCCUCUCGGCCUAUGUCGCCAACUGGUACAACAUGGACACGAUGACCUCGUCCCCGUCUCAGGUCAACUUCCUGGUUUUCGUCCCUCUCUGGUCUUUCAUCUCGAUUGCCUAUCUGGAGCUGGUUCCUAAGUUCGCUCCCAGAGCUUCUCACCCUUGGGGCGCCGUUGCAUUCGAGCUCCUUAAUGUCCUCUUCUACUUUGCCGGUUUCAUCGCCCUCGCCGUCUUCCUCAGCAAGCUUCUCUUUUGCCGUGGUGCUGUCUGCGCUGCAGCUCGUGCCGACACCGUCCUGGCGGCCCUCCAGUUCGCUCUCUGGUCCGGCACCUCGCUGCUCAUGGUCAAGGACGUUUUCAAGAUGGGGUUCCGCAAGCCCACCACCACCACUGGCCCCCCCCCUCAAAUGAAGGAGUCCGCGUAA
Messenger RNA from Colletotrichum truncatum, 474 nucleotides. RefSeq lists its product as uncharacterized. The record is from RefSeq and is a predicted model, not a curated record. Gene Ontology annotation, cellular component: membrane. NCBI's taxonomy places the organism in Eukaryota, Fungi, Ascomycota, Sordariomycetes, Glomerellales, Glomerellaceae.